GUUUUAACAGGAACACAUUGGCUUUUGGUUACUUUCUGUGAACCAAACUGUGUGAAUGGCAAACAUGGAAAUCAUACAGACAUUCACAUUAAUACUUCUGCUUUCUCCUCAGAUCAUCAUGUGGACAGACUACCAGACAGCAAAUAUUCUGGCCUACACACGGACGAUGGAGAAUGGCUCCAUAGACCAAGCGCUGGUUGUUUUGGUGAAUGAAGCCACAUUUGCAUACUUCGACCAGGCAAAAAAUACAUUUGUCUUGCGUCCCAGUGCAAGCGCUGGGUUCUCAGUUUUAGAAGACAGCGAUCGCUCGUUCUGCAUGAAUGAGGUGCUAGCAGGAUUUUAUCGACAAACUAAUUACCUGGAGAAACUCAAACAAGAAACAAAUUCAUCGAAAGCACUUUUGGUACGUCCUUCAGUCAAUGUGUAUACUGAAUUUCCUGAAGAACAAGGAAAAGUAAAUGUCCUUUACUGCUAUGCCACUGGGUUUUACCCUGGUGACAUUGAAAUAAACUUUUAUCUAAAUGGCCAAAAGUCCACUAUGAAAGCAGAGACCUCUGACUUAAUGUAUGGGGAAGACUGGACCUUCAAAGUGUACAAGUAUAUGAAUAUCACCCCACAGUAUGGGGAUGAGUACACAUGUGAAGUGAGACACAGUAGUUUGGCUGAACCUAAAAUGACAGAGUGGAGGCCUGAAUUUUCAGCAUCCACAUCACAUCUCUACUGGGCUUAUGCACUACCUCUUGGCAUCCUGUUGGGAAUCAUGGUAUCUGUCCUGAUUUUAAGAAGACAACAGCGUUCUCAAUUAUAAUGGGGAAAAACUGAACUGCAGUACAUAUGUUCAUCUAAACUUUGUGGCUUAUAGAUGAGCACAGUAUAAAACUCACUUAUUUAGGUAGAAUCCAUUACAAUCUAUAAUUUAAUCUUUAUUCUGCAAAUCCAUGUUUGCCAAUUUUAUGCUUGGUUUCACAGACAAGGCUUAAAGCCUAGUCCCAGACAAAAAAAAAU
Sinocyclocheilus rhinocerous is the source of this 1005-nucleotide messenger RNA. Its product is annotated as HLA class II histocompatibility antigen, DP beta 1 chain-like. Bases 56 to 808 code for a protein of 250 amino acids. Gene Ontology annotation, cellular component: MHC class I protein complex. Gene Ontology annotation, biological process: immune response. NCBI's taxonomy places the organism in Eukaryota, Metazoa, Chordata, Actinopteri, Cypriniformes, Cyprinidae. The record is from RefSeq and is a predicted model, not a curated record. The transcript has 4 exons.